This is a messenger RNA of Maudiozyma saulgeensis, 777 nucleotides long. The record is from the annotation of a GenBank genome assembly. NCBI's taxonomy places the organism in Eukaryota, Fungi, Ascomycota, Saccharomycetes, Saccharomycetales, Saccharomycetaceae.
AUGGCAACUAAUAACAAUGAAGUGGUUGUAGAUGAAAUACACAUGGCUAUAAAUAAUGAUGAGAGCGCUGAUACCGAAAGAUCAAAUUUAUCGGAGAAUUUGGUAGAAGAGUCCUUCGGUAAUGACAGCGACGAAGAAAUGGUUGACUCGGAUAAGAUUCGAGAUACUGCUAAGCUGUUAUUGAGGAAAUUACCUUCUAAAUUUUUAUUACAAUAUGAGGAUGAUAUGUUCCUCCUGUUUGACUACGAUGAAAAUGAUGAUGAUAAUGAAUCUCAAGAAAAUGAUAACGAUUCUCAAAAUUCUUACCCAAUAAUAUGCGAAGAUAUUGAUGCUUGUCAUGAAUCGUUCAAACAUUUAUUGAUUGUAAUAAGAAAGUUUAUACAAGGUUAUUACAAUGGUGUAACAUUAGGAGCAAAAGAGAUAGUAAUCAGCAUCCCAAUUCUAGAUUUAAUAAUAUAUGAAGAUAAUAUGUACAAUGACCAGGUAUCAUUUAACGACUUGGAGACCAUUUUCCAAACAUUACGGAAAAGAUCACUAAUUGAGAAAGAGGAUAAUAUUCCAAAAUAUCUGAGUGGUGUCAUUACAACUAGACCAAGGUUUGUCUCGAGAUAUAACACUUUAGUCGAACUUACUGAAGGUUCUGCAACCUUAAAGAAUAUUAAACCCUUUUUUAAUGACGAGGACAAUCCAGUAGUCCUAGAUGAUGAGGAUGAACAGCCGGAGGGGUCUAAAAAUGAGAAAGAUAAUAAUGACGGAAUUGCCAUUUUGGAUGAUUAA